Messenger RNA from Vespula pensylvanica (western yellowjacket), 2250 nucleotides. Its product is annotated as protein ABHD18. The record is from RefSeq and is a predicted model, not a curated record. Bases 355 to 1884 code for a protein of 509 amino acids. The transcript is spliced from 10 exons. Lineage: Eukaryota; Metazoa; Arthropoda; Insecta; Hymenoptera; Vespidae.
GCGUCUGUCAUGCGAAUAAAGCGAGAAUCGAACGAGUCGAUACGGUCGCGUCGAUCGCGCGCGAGGCGCACGUCGCGUGCUUGGCUUUCGCCUACGUACGCAUUUUUUUUUUGGCCUUCUCUGAUUGGUCUGUCCGUUCAAAAUAUUUUUCGGACGAUAGGGUAAAGAUAGGGCAAAUUGCGAUAUGCCGUUUAUUUGAUCAAAUGAUAACCUCCUCGAACGUGCUCGGCGUAAUGCUAAAAUCUUCGAUCGUCAAAAUACAAAAAUGGAUUUGAAUCUGCACUAAACCUCGUGGAAGUUACUUUCCACCGGAAUCCGAUUAUAGAUCGUACGAAUAUCGAUCGAUUUCUAACGAUGCCUCCGAGCCGUUUGGAUGCCGUUUAUAGAAGUAUUCUUCUGACAAAGUUCUUUACAAAGGGAUGGGGUAAUCCACAGAAUUUGAAAAGGAUAUUCGAGUUUAGGAAAGUCAUAGCUAAUCGAGAGACCUGUUACAAUCUCAUACCUCGUAAUUAUCCAAUAAACAUAACGAAGGACGAGCAAUGGUCGGACUGCCACGUAAUAGAAGGUUCCUUCACUUCGCCUUUCGAUUUAUACCUGUCUGGAAUGAUGCCGGAGAAAACCAAAACUGCGUACUUCCAAGUUAUUUUACCGCGUGGAUGGAACUCUUACAAAGUAAAACCCAUUUGUUUGCAUCUCGCCGGUACAGGAGAUCACUUCUUUUGGCGUCGGAGGAACCUGAUCGCCAAACCGUUGCUCAAAGAAUCUGGAAUCGCUUCUGUACUUCUGGAAAAUCCGUUUUAUGGAUUGAGAAAACCGAAAGAUCAAAUACGUUCGAGUCUACAUAACGUCAGCGACAUAUUCGUUAUGGGUGGCUGCUUGAUAAUGGAAUCCAUCGUUUUGUUGAAUUGGUGCGAGCAACAAGGAUUCGGACCGUUGGGUCUGACAGGCCUAUCCAUGGGCGGACACAUGGCAUCGUUGGCCGCUACGAAUUGGCCAAAACCUAUAGCUCUGGUACCGUGUCUCUCUUGGUCGACGGCCUCGCCCGUUUUCACGGAAGGCGUGAUGAGCGCUUCCAUAAACUGGAAUCUCCUAGAGAGCCAAUAUUUUUCCAACGAAAUUUAUCAAAAUGAUCUUGCAAAAAUGGUAAAAGUCAUCGAUCAAGAGGAAGCGUUCUUGGCUGGGCAGCAUUUCGCGAAACAUUAUCCCGCUAGCAUGAACAGAAUAAAUAGAUUAAAGAACGAAUUUGAAAAGAGUAGUAACGACGACGAGGGUGACGGUGUGACGACUGCGGCUGACAACGGCGGACCGAACGACGAUAAAAUUGAGAACAAAAUCGAUAAAAAUCGUCCAGGGAAUACGUACAGGAAAGGCAAAGACUUGACGCGUCAAGUAGCCGAAGAAAAAUCCGCGGCGAAAUUGUUUUCUCUGAACCUUAUUUCAAAUAAAUUCAAAUCAAACGAUUUAGAGGCACUCAAGGGUAAGAAACGUGCAAUUGCUUACGAGUAUACAAGUACGUAUAUACGAAGAACAUUUCGUCGUGUUUGCUUAUUACCCGUACCGAAGCACCCACUAUUUUCAGACGCCAAAUGGCGUGAGAGGGAAGCCUUGCAAUUUAUGCGCGGUAUAAUGGACGAGUGCACGCACUUAAAAAAUUUUGAAGUUCCCGUCGAUACGGAGCUCAUUAUAGCUGUCUGUGCGCGCGACGACGCUUACGUACCGCGAGAUAGUUGUAUGAGUUUAGAAAAAAUUUGGCCCGGAGCUGAGAUACGCUACAUCGACGCCGGUCAUGUGAGCGCAUACCUCCUUCACCAAAAAGUCUUUAGAUCGACGAUCGCCGAGGCAUUUCAGCGAUCAUUGAAGAAAUAUCCUCUGGACGUUAGUUGACGAUGCGUGAUACUUUUACGAUAGAGGAAAUAGUUGAAAACGUAUGUUCGAAACAAAGGGAACGACCGUCGUUAAAAAAGUCAUCGUUGAAAAAUCAUGCUGUUUACGAAGAUGCGAGGAAGGAACGUACGAUAUUACACGAAACGCGUUGCGACGUAACAUUUCGAACGUAAACAUUUUUAAUGUAAACCGAAUUGUGGGUUAGACAAAUCGUUAGUUUUAUUAUAUAUGGAGUGGUUGGAAUCGCUUCCGACGAGGCGAUGCCGCGUUAUGGAAUUGUAUUUUUUGUCAAGUUCUUUCAACGGGCAGGACUUUACAUCUCUGCCGUAUUUAUAUAAGAAUAUACAUAUUUAUACUGGGAUAAAA